UCAGGGUGGCGGCCGCUGGAGUCGGGCCCGGGGCCUUUGGGGUGAUGGAUUCUUCAGAAAUUUCGCCCUCUGAUCGCAAAGAAGAGCAGCCGGCGGCGCCCCUGCCGCUGCCGGCGGCCUUUCUCGAGUUCCUCGGCGAGAAUGGCCUGGAUCCCAUGCUGUACUCCAUGGCCGACACCAUCCCGCGCUACAUCAGGUUAAAACCAGGCACGGAGUCCAGGAUGGUGACAGAGGUCGAAACCGAGCUCAAGUGCGAUCUCGCAAAGGUUUCGUGGCUGCCGGAUUUCUACGCGAUUCCGCCUGAAAUCCAGAUUGCUGGAUCCAAGGCUUAUCAGCAAGGGAAGAUCUAUGGAAUUGAUGCAGCUUCGGGAGCUGCUAUCUUGGCACUUGAUGUUCAACCAGGAGACCAUGUUCUUGACCUCUGUGCCGCCCCAGGUGCAAAGCUUUGCAUGCUUGCAGAUAUGCUUGGCAGCACAGGUUCUUUGACUGGUGUUGAUGUUGCAAAGCACCGUCUUGCAGCCUGCCGUACGAUGUUGCAGAAGUAUUCUCUUGGAGACCGUAGUCGACUCUUCGUUGCCGAUGGGACUUCAUUUUCCAUAUUGCCUGUAAACUCAAAUCUGGGGAGCAUGGAUGGUUAUAUUGGAACCGAGGACAGUAGAAGCAUAUUCUCACAAUGGACUUCAAAGAGAUCAUGGAAAGAGAGACAGAAGUCUAAAAAGGCAAAAGCAGCUGGUUCACCUCAUCCACCAUCAACUUCCGAGCCUGAACUGAUAUACUAUGGCAAAGAUUCAGGAGUAGUUGGAUUGCAAAAACAUCAUGUUCUUCGUCAAUCAACUGAUGAUGCUGCCUGUACAUCUGGUUAUGACAAGGUCCUAGUGGAUGCAGAGUGUACUCAUGAUGGAUCGAUAAAACACAUUCAGAAGUUUGAGUUCUGGGGAUGGAAAACAUUAGAUCGCCGUGUACUUGAGGCAGAAAGAACUGGCAACCUGCUCCAUCUUCAGUUAGGGCUUCUUAGAAAUGGUUUUAAAUUAUUGAAAACAGGUGGAUCACUUGUCUAUAGUACUUGCAGCUUGACUGUUGCACAAAACGAGAAUGUGGUUCAGCAAUUCCUUUCACAAUGUUCUUCAGCAGAGCUGUUAAAGAUCGAUUCAGCAGAUAGCUGGCCCUGUAGAAGCGGCAGCAUCGAGAAAACCUUGCGAUUUGAUCCUGCGACUUCGCAAACUAGCGGACUUUUUGUCUCCAAGUUUGUUAAGUUGCCAUCUUAGAGUACAGUCUGAUGUUCUUCAUGAGAUGCUCAAGUCUCAUAAGCAAGAAAUUAUUGAGGCAUCCGAUGAUGAUUGAAUCAUAGAAUCAGUUAAUACCAACGUGAAGCCAGGUUGUUGUGAGUAGAUGUUGCUAGGUUUUCGUUCUUUUAACAACAAUUGAGCAGAGUGGAGAUGUCUAGCUUGAGAAACGGACUCAGGAUUUUCUCCAUGUGGAGCUCCUUGAUAAUGUUUUGGACAUGCAGAAAAUUGUCGUGCAUACAAGGCUUCUUGAUGAAGCCAUUUUGGCUUUUGGAGCCAAUGUUGUCCAGCCACAAUGCAAGUCUGUUUGCCAUCA
Messenger RNA from Lolium rigidum, 1599 nucleotides. RefSeq names its product rRNA (cytosine-C(5))-methyltransferase NOP2C-like. NCBI's taxonomy places the organism in Eukaryota, Viridiplantae, Streptophyta, Magnoliopsida, Poales, Poaceae. Bases 45 to 1265 code for a protein of 406 amino acids. The record is from RefSeq and is a predicted model, not a curated record. Gene Ontology annotation, molecular function: methyltransferase activity. The transcript is spliced from 9 exons. Gene Ontology annotation, biological process: RNA methylation.